Messenger RNA from Closterium sp. NIES-67, 1245 nucleotides. The record is from the annotation of a GenBank genome assembly. Lineage: Eukaryota; Viridiplantae; Streptophyta; Zygnematophyceae; Desmidiales; Closteriaceae.
AUGACUUGGCGAUGGUGAUUCGGAAACACGCCGACAUUUUUCCAGACGACCUACCGGCGGGUUUGCCACCUGAGCGAGAACAUGACCACCAAAUAGAGUUGGAGCCCGGCGCGCAGCCUAUUGUUCUGACUCAAUGGCGGCAGACUCAGCCCGAUCUGGAUGAACUUCGAAGCCAGCAGGACUACCUGCUCGAGAAAGGUUUCGUUCGCCCCAGCUUAUCACCGUUUGUAGUUCCUAUACUGUUCACCCCAAGAAAAAAUGGCGGUCUACGAAUGUGUAACGACUACCGUGCCUUGAACCGGGUUAUCAUCAAGUCUCGAUAUCCUAUCCCGCGUGCUGACAAACUAAUUGACCAACUUCGCGGAGCCAAAUUCUUCUCGAAAAUUGACCAGCGAUGCGGUUACCACCAGAUCCGCGUGAACGACGCUGACUGCUACGAGACGGCGUUUCGGACCCGGUACGGGAGUUGCGAGUACACGGUUAUGUCUUUUGGCUUAACAAACGUGCCUUCAACGUUCCAUUUUACCAUGAACGAGGUUUUUUGGCCGCUGCUGGAUAAAUGCGUCAUCGUGUACCUCGACGACAUAUUGGUCUACAGCACUACCUGGGAGCAGCAUUUGAAGGAUUUGACAGACGUUUCCUCUCUCUUUUUUCUAGGGUUCGUAAAUUACGUCUGCCGUUUCAUUCCGAACAUGGCAGGGGUAACUUCCCCUCUCACGGAUCUCCUCAAGAAGGGCACGUUUCAUGAGUGGGGGGGAGAGCAGCAAGCUGCGUUCGAACAGCUCAAACGUUUCCUGACUCCACCUUCGGUUCUUCGGAUUGCAUAUCCUCACCGUCCGUUCGAGCUCAUCAUCGACGCUAGCGAUCUAGCUGUUGGCGCAGUACUGUUACAAGACUUCGGCGAAGGCCUCCAACCCAUCGCCUACGAGUCACGAAAUCUAAACCCUGCCGAGCGAAAUUAUCCUGUCAAUGACAAGGAGUUACUCGCCAUCAUUCACGCUUUCAAAGUCUGGCGCUGCUACCUGACAAGCGCUGACGUGACUGUUCGAACAGACUACAAGUCGCUACAGUUCAUCCGUGCCCAACCGACAUUGAAUCCCCAACUGAUUCGCUGGCUUGAUUACCUCGAGUACAACUUCCACUACAGAGUCACCUACAAACGAGGGGUUAGCAACAUCGCCGACGCACUGACCCGACCUUCAAUCCACACCACCGCAUGAUCGCGACCCACUGUUCACGUCCAAC